Messenger RNA from Ambispora leptoticha, 236 nucleotides. The record is from the annotation of a GenBank genome assembly. Lineage: Eukaryota; Fungi; Glomeromycota; Glomeromycetes; Archaeosporales; Ambisporaceae.
CGCAGUGGUUAGCGCUCCCGGGUCACAAUCGCAAGGUCGCGAGUUCGAGUUUACUGGGUGACGAACGGCUCUGCCAGGACCACGAUUGGCUAAGAUCUUUAGAGGAUUUUCCAUUAAAAAGAAAGAACAAGAUUCAUACCAGUUGCAGUCUACUGCAUAGCCACAGAGCCGGAGAUGACCAGAUAAGGCGCAAACUGUCAACAAACGAUGCUAACAUUAAGAAAAACCCAGCUUAA